UUUCAUUUUCACGGUUUAAAAAAUGAUUAAGGGAUUUUCUAUUAAGCUUUUAGAAACGCAAUUUAAAAUAAUAUAAUGAAUCUGCUGAUGGGACAAGUUGUACUAUAAUGUACACUUGAUAGAAUAUUUUCUUGUUUCCAUUGUCGUCUGCUUUUCUUCAAGGUCACAUACAUGGACAGGCAUUUUCACUCGAACGCAGACUAAUUAAUUAGUAGAGCAAUAACAAAUGAAGUUUCAUUUAAUUAUAAUUGCUACAUUCAAUCAAAUGACAUUCAAAAGGUUAAAAAAAACAUAGCCCUGGUUAUAAUCAUAACAUUUUUCUAACAAACGACAAAGUCGUUCUUCUGUCAUUAUUUGCUCAAAAUGAUUAUACAAAAAGAAGUGUUAUUGUCUUCUCUUACAAACAAUCUAAAUUUUGAUAUAAAAGUUCAUGCUUUACCUUUAGUUGACUUUUAGUUAACUUCGGCAGUUUGAUGAGUUAAUAGUCUAUAAUAAAUGUUGAACCAUUUCAAGAAAAAAAAUGUUAACAGUGACUAUACUCGUGUUUUUGAUAACGUGGGCAAUUUUGAAGUAUAUUUUGCAUAUAAGACAUACAGAAAGCUAUGUGAAACACAUAAAAGGCCAGAAAUCAUUCAUUCCAUUCAUCGGCAAUGCAUUUGCAUGCAUAGGCAAAUCGCCAACGCAAAUAUUUCGUGGUAUAAUUCAAUCAAUUGAGAAAAACGAUACUCCAUUCAAAGAAUACAUUGGACCAGGUCUUACCAUCACUUUGGAUAAACCCGACGAUAUAAAAGCUGUUCUCAUGUCUCCACACUGUCUUGAUAAACCAUAUUAUUAUGGAUUUUAUCCAUGUCCACGAGGAAUUUUCACCGAACAAUCGGGUGCUUUGUGGAAACCAUCUCGAAAACUCCUAAAUCCGAUGUUCAAUUUGAAAACGUUGCAAUCGUUUAUACCGAUUUUCAACCAAAAAACACGCCGUCUCGUCAAAGAAUUGGAGGAAAUGGUUGGAAAACCCGCUUUUGAUAUAGGACCUUCAAUGAAUACUUGUACUUUGGAUGCUAUUUGUUCCACUGUGAUGGGACUCGAUAUUGAUUUGAAAUCCAACAAAGGAAAAGAGUUUAUCCAGAGCUUGUCAGAAAUUCUUCGAAUUGUAAUGAAGCGACUAACUAUGCCGUGGAUUCAUUUGGAUUUUUUCUACCGAUGGACGAGUUUGUACAAAGAACAACAGAAACAUCUGGCAAAUAUAAGAUACUUAACAAAUCUAGUUUUCGACGAAAAAAUAACAGCGUAUAUGUCCAGAAGUGACAACACUACACAAGAAGAAUAUAUUGAAAAAAUUUCGAAAAGAGCCGAGCUUCCGUUCAUUCCGCUGUUUAUUGAAGGAAAACUAAGCGAAGAAGUGGUGAAACAACAAAUCGAAAUAAUGUUGAAUGUUGGACAUGAGACGACCGGUUCAACAACUGCCUACGUUAUUUUGAUGCUGGCCAUGCAUCUAAAUAUACAGGACCAGGUUCUCGACGAGCUUCGUUCAAUAUUCGAUACACAAGAUGAAGAAACAACGUAUGAACACAUUCAGAAAAUGCAUCUAUUAGACCGUGUGAUUAAGGAAACAAUGCGCCUUUUUCCAGUUGGCCCAUUUCUUGAACGCAUUUCCACUGCAGACGUACCAAUCAGCAACUGUGUUCUUCCGAAAAGUACAGUCAUAUUGAUAUGUUUCUAUACGCUACAUCGGAGACAAGACAUUUGGGGUGUAGAUGCGAAUAAAUUUAACCCAGAUAAUUUUUUACCAGAAAAGGUUCAAUCGCGUCAUGCAUUCUCAUUCCUUCCAUUCAGUGGAGGCCCACGUAAUUGCAUUGGUUAUCAAUAUGCAAUGUUUUCCAUGAAAGUGAUGCUAGCAACCCUUCUGCGCAACUACCAAUUCAGCACGGACCUGAAAUGGACUGAUCUCGAACUUAAGUUAGAAAUCACCCUAAAGUUGGAAAAUAAAUGCAUGGUUGAAGUAGCACCACGACAUGUCACAAUAUGU
Molecule: messenger RNA, 2023 nt
Organism: Sitodiplosis mosellana (orange wheat blossom midge)
Lineage: Eukaryota; Metazoa; Arthropoda; Insecta; Diptera; Cecidomyiidae
Product: cytochrome P450 4C1-like
Molecular function (GO): iron ion binding; heme binding; monooxygenase activity
Source: RefSeq, a predicted model, not a curated record